This is a messenger RNA of Symbiodinium sp. CCMP2592, 561 nucleotides long. The record is from the annotation of a GenBank genome assembly. Lineage: Eukaryota; Dinophyceae; Suessiales; Symbiodiniaceae.
AUGGGCAUCGACAUUGAGUCCGGAGGCCGAAAAAAGAUCAAGAAGCGAGAGGUUCAGUCUCAGAAUCCGUACCUCGUCCUUCUGUGCAAGCUCUAUAAGUUCUUGGCUCGGCGUACGGACUCCAAGUUCAACAAGGUCAUCUGCAAGCGCCUGAACAUGUCCGGAAGGAAUCGUCCCCCACUGUCGCUGUCCAAGCUCAUCAAGUACAUGACCAACAAGGAUGGCAAGAUCGCCGUCGUGGUAGGCAAGGUCACUGACGACAAGCGGGUCUACGAUGUUCCUGAGCUGAAGGUGUGCGCUCUGGGAUUCACCGAGACGGCCCGUGCAAGGAUUCUCAAGGCCGGUGGCGAGUGCUUGACAUUCGACACCCUUGCCAUGCGCAGUCCCCUGGGCAAGGGCACCGUGCUUCUCCGUGGCCCCGUGAAGGGUCGCGAGGCCGAGCGCCACUUCGGCAAGGCGCCGGGAGUCCCGAACUCGAAGACCGCCCCCUACGUGCGCUCCAAGGGCCGCAAGUUCGAGAAGUCGCGCGGUCGCCGCAGAUCCCGUGGCUUCAAGGUGUAA